UCUCAGUUCUCUGCUCUCUCACACGCCGGAUUCUGGAAUCAGAACCAGAUCAAUCUCAUAAAUUCCACAAUUAUCAAUCCUCGAGGGAAAGUUUAUUUUUUCAGAUUUUUUCGAACCGUUUUAACGUCACACCUACUCUCGGUUUUUAACAGUUAACCAUUUUUACUGCCAGUGAGUUUGAGCCAACCAGCAGUGAGUUGUGGACAAGUUUUGUAUUUGACAUUUUAAGUAAUCCCAUCUUGUUGUUCACCAGCUCAUGAGAAGCAUGGAACUGUUUUGUAACACAAGCCUUGACGUUAAUCAUAGCAGAAUAUAGUCACGCUGAUUACCCGCUCGCAUUUUGUAGAUUUUCGACUAUGUUCAAAUCAUGUCUGCCAGUGUCUAUCCAAGGAACAAACUUCCUGCUAUCUGCGACUUCGAUCAACUCAGUAUGGGUGACGCGUUUGAAAAGUUCUGUGAUCACGAAGACUUUCAAUCCAAGUCAGACAAAAUUUGCAAACGUUACCAACAUAUUAACUGAAGAGAACCCUUUCAUUAUUGGGAGACAUGAAAAACCAAAAGUCGAUCGUACUGCUGAGCCCAUAAUUAAGUGUAAGCGGGCAGAGUUAAAUCAUUACAGAAACCAAAAAUAUGAAGACCUUACGAAAAUUCCACUAGCCUCAAAAGGCUGGAGACGAACGGCCUCGAAAGGAGACCACUUUUCAAUUCUAAUCCAUACCAAGGACUUCGAAGUUGUAUCGGACAAGGAGCCAUUAACCUUCAGAGAUGCGAAGCUCGAUGAAGCAUUAAUAAAUGUUCUCGCCAAGCAUCGUAUCACAGAACCCGCAGAGAUUCAAAGCAGAGCCAUUCCGCAUGUUUUAGAGGGCAAAAAUUGUCUGAUAGCAGCAGAAACAGGGUGUGGCAAAACACUCGCAUACCUUGCACCAAUCAUUCAGCAGAUUCUUCACUUGAAGCGUACCUCAAAGGAAUUGGAUACAAUUAAUGCUCCAAUCGGGCUUAUCAUCACCCCUGGACGUGACUUAGCUGAGCAAAUCUAUGAAGUCGCCUCCUGGUUUUCUUCUGAGCUGGAUCUUGAUGUUCAAGUUUUGACUGGCGGCCGUGGAAAGAAGAAAAUGUUAAACGCAAAAUUUGAACCUGUUGAUCUCAUGAUAUCCUCCUUGGGAAUUCUCAGCAAGUUCACAACAACUCGUAUUUGCUCGAUGCGGAAUAUUCGACAUGUUGUUUUAGAUGAAGCUGAUACACUAUUAGAUGACAGUUUUAAUGAAUUACUUCUUUAUUUUUUGAGACGAUUCCAGUUUACAUCUAGUUCGUAUCGUAAGGAUCUUGGUUCUCAAAUGGUCUUUGCUAGUGCCACAAUGCCCACCAGCCUGUCACAGCUUCUAAUUGAUACAGUUGAUUUGGAAAAUGUGGAACAAAUCACAACCAGAGGGCUCCAUUUUAUAAUGCCACAUGUCAAGCAAACUUUUUACAGGACAAAUAAAUCUGAUAAACCAUCGUACCUUUUGAAAUUUGCAAAAGAGGCCCAACAAAGAAAAUUACCGACUAUUAUUUUUUCCAACAAGACACCAGCAUGUGACUGGAUUAACAUAUUCCUAAAUGAUAAUGGUAUAAAAUGCGUAAAUUUACACGGAGACAUGCCAGCAGAACUGCGCAAUGGCAGAUUCAAAAUGUUUCAAGAUGGUGAAGUCAACUUCAUCUCAACAACAGACUUGUGCGCCAGAGGUUUAGACACAAGAAGAGCAAAGCGAGUCGUCAAUUAUGAUUUUCCUUACUUCAUCUCUGACUACAUUCACCGCGUUGGGAGGAUUGGUCGUCUUGGUAGUCCAGAAAAUUGUGAUGUUAUCAGUUUAGUCACAAAUAAUUAUUUAGAAGUCAAACUUCUCCAAGAAAUGGAGUUAUCUGUAAGGACCAAGACUUCGUUCCACAAUGUGAAUUCUAAUAUAAGAAGAAUAUUGCAGCACAGGUAUGAGAAGAAUGCAAAAGUAGUAUAUGAAAUUUCCGAUCAACUGGCUCCUUAAUAUCCUCAUGGCACCAAAGGAAGUACUAUCUGUGUUUGUAUUAUAUUUGUCAAAAUUUAUAAACAAGGUAUGCUUCUCUUUUGAA
Bemisia tabaci is the source of this 2103-nucleotide messenger RNA. It is a transcript of the gene Dbp21E2, whose product is annotated as putative ATP-dependent RNA helicase Dbp21E2. NCBI's taxonomy places the organism in Eukaryota, Metazoa, Arthropoda, Insecta, Hemiptera, Aleyrodidae. The record is from RefSeq and is a predicted model, not a curated record. Gene Ontology annotation, molecular function: RNA helicase activity; nucleic acid binding; ATP binding.